Aspergillus versicolor CBS 583.65 is the source of this 1110-nucleotide messenger RNA. RefSeq lists its product as uncharacterized. Bases 97 to 1092 code for a protein of 331 amino acids. The record is from RefSeq and is a predicted model, not a curated record. The transcript is spliced from 2 exons. Lineage: Eukaryota; Fungi; Ascomycota; Eurotiomycetes; Eurotiales; Aspergillaceae.
AGAUAGCGUGACAAGUCAUUAAGAUACCGUUUGCAAACUCCCUAAAUUUCAUAAACACUGCUGUUUCUCACUGCCGCACGCUGCCCUUGUACUAUCAUGGCAGAAGACGUUAAGGCACCAGACAUACCCGAUGGCGGGAAGAAUACUCCAAACAUCGAUAAUCAUUCCGAGAGCGAAAAUGCAACAGAGGUUCUAGUCGGUCCAGAAGGAGGGUCAAAGGAUGAAGAUGCCAACGGUUCAGCCCACAAGAUCCCACGGUCUUCGCCGAGUGUCUUCGAAGUAAGGAAGUCACUUGCCGUGACUACUAGAAGACUCCGACAACUGCUGCGCAAUUCGGCAGGGCAAGACUGUAUCCUUGCAAGCAUUGAAUAUCUAGCCCACGCACUGCACUAUCUUGCUGCUUCGCCUUAUUUGAUAAAGCUCCGGAAUGCCCUAACAAGCCUAAUAUACCGGCGGAAAGGCCGAAAUACACAAACAGCGCCCAAUCGACUGGCCUGGGAUUUUGAGGAGCAUUCAACGCUUCUGAAUCUGUCUAUCCUCUUUAGCAAUGCUCGCUAUACCUUGAGACUACUUGGGCUCUUCAAUAUCUGGACAGAGGUGCCGGGUCUAUUUCAAUCUCCAGUUAGGGACCGUCUCAUACGGUGUAUCGAUGUCGCGCAAAUCUUCACAAUCACAAUAUACCAACUACUAGAGAAUAUCGGAAAUCUGGCGUCUAAUAGGGUCCUAUCUUCCAGGGUGAUCGGUUCGAAGGUCAAGAUGGAAAGAGUCUAUAUAUGGAGCGCCCGAGCCUUAUUCUUACAUUUUGCCCUCGAGAUAAUGAAGCUAAUAAGAGAGGCCCAGAUUGCGAGACUAGCCAGGGCAGGAUCAAAAGAGGAAGAUUUGACAUUGGCACAAUUCGAUGGAGAUGCAUUAGGGCAAGACUGGGUUAAAAGGCUGUGGGCUAGUUCAAUAUGGGGACUGUUAUGUUUGUAUUGGAGCUAUGGCCAAGCAGUUCCGCUGGUGGAAGAGACAUCUGGUGGCUUCAGUUUCCUGGCCGACUUUUUCAUGUUUAGAGAUGCAUGGGUUCAAACUAGACAAUAUAACUUAAUGUAAACUGUUGCAGUACGUGCC